AUGAGAAUCCAUCGUCGCGUUGGGCUAGUCGCGCAUACUAUCCUAGAGCGUGUACCUGACAAAGUCAUACAGGGGACACCAACGUUUGACAGUUCAGGUCAAGCAGUGAACGCCAACGCCAGCAGAACAGGUGAUUAUGCGAAGAACACAGUGGCAUCCAGUACUCCACCAUCCACCAUUGCUCUAUCUGUCCUGUUAGCUGUUGCAGUUGUAGCAUUUAUCUUUGGAUGUGUGUUCUGGUGGAUCAAGAGAAGAAGCCAAAGGGCCAGGGUAUCCCAGCCAAUCUCCAGCAGCCCUCAGAGCACACUAUUUGGCAUGGAAUCCCAGGUUGAGUCUGUUAGAAGUGACUCUUCAUCGUUUGGAGGUCGUUCAGUUCAAGUAGAGAAACCUGAGAAGGCCUCUAUGAGAAACUACCAUGGUGUUCCUCUGGUCAACGAUUUGAACGAGAAGUCAAUUGUGGAGACUCCUCCUCCUACCUAUUCCAUCGCGAAUGGUCACCGUCCUUCCAAGUCAGCUGAUGCUAAGAGCAGCCCAAUCCCUGACAUUCCUCUGCCGCCUAUACCUCCCGAGACGAUUACUGUCCGCCCACCCACCCCCCCGACGCCGCCUGUGAAUGGAAAGAAGCCGAGAAUCUCUCCUCCCCCCCUUUCGAAACCUACUGAGCUCCCUGUGAUCCCAUCAUCACAGUUCUCUCUCUCUCCAACUCCCCAAGCCCCAGGUUCAAUUGCAGAGCCUCUACCAAGCCCUGCUCGAAACACCUCUUUCAGUCACUCACAAAGAGAACUUACCUCCCCGAAAACCACUGCCGAAGUCAAGAUGGGAACUGGUAAAGACGGUUUGCCAUUACUGCGAUUGAUGUCCGUUAUUAACACCUUCACACCAUCGCUUGAGGACGAGAUGCUCAUUCAUAUCGGUGAUACUAUCCAUAUGAUUGAAGAAUAUACCGAUGGGUGGUGUCUCGCACAAAGGAUUGGGAAAGCGGAUGCCCCUCGAGGGGUCAUACCGAGAUUCUGCUUGGUUGAAAGACAAUCACAGAAAACUUCCCAAAGGAACGUCAUCUAA
Molecule: messenger RNA, 1062 nt
Organism: Marasmius oreades (fairy-ring Marasmius)
Lineage: Eukaryota; Fungi; Basidiomycota; Agaricomycetes; Agaricales; Marasmiaceae
Exons: 4
Coding region: 1-1062 (353 amino acids)
Molecular function (GO): protein binding
Source: RefSeq, a predicted model, not a curated record